Cyphellophora attinorum is the source of this 1905-nucleotide messenger RNA. RefSeq names its product Transcriptional adapter 2. The transcript has a single exon. The record is from RefSeq and is a predicted model, not a curated record. Gene Ontology annotation, biological process: regulation of transcription by RNA polymerase II; chromatin remodeling. Gene Ontology annotation, cellular component: nucleus; SAGA-type complex. Bases 1 to 1905 code for a protein of 634 amino acids. NCBI's taxonomy places the organism in Eukaryota, Fungi, Ascomycota, Eurotiomycetes, Chaetothyriales, Cyphellophoraceae. Gene Ontology annotation, molecular function: protein binding; chromatin binding; transcription coactivator activity.
AUGGCAAGUCAACUUCACUCAGCCUCCAAACCCUCGAGAUCAUCGACGAAGCGACGCCGGUCAUCGCCACCAUCAACCCCGGAAGACGCGCCUGAAGUCACAACACGUCUCAAUCCUGCCCGUAGCACGCGCCGAAGAGUCAACUACACAUAUCCCGAUCAGCUCGCUGGUUCCGAGUCCGACAGCGAUCGCGACUCUGCGGCCCCGCCUACACCGUCUCCAGCACCGCGACGUAUCUUCAGCGCCAACUUCACCAAGAACGUUGAUAAAUUCAGACGGAUCGUCGCCACAGAAUCGGAGGAAGAGGAAGAUGAGCGGAUCGAGCGCAGCAUGGGCGUAAUCAGAAAAAACGCUGCCUCGAGGGGCUCUGAUGGUGGAACAAAAUAUCACUGCGAUGUCUGCUCGAUCGAUAUUACCUCAACAGUGCGCAUUUCCUGCGGCGACCCUGCAUGUCGGGAGUAUGACCUCUGCGUACCAUGCUUCGGCGAAGGCAAGAAGAGCAAGAAUCACGACCCCCAGACACAUGCAUUUCAUGUAGUCGAACAGAACUCGAUCCCUAUCUACAAGGAGGACUGGGGCGCCGAUGAGGAGCUGCUACUACUCGAAGGCUCGGAGAGAUAUGGUCUUGGUUCAUGGGCUGAUGUUGCAGAACACAUUGGUGGCUAUCGCGAAAAGGACGAGGUUCGAGACCACUAUAUCGACACAUAUGUUGAUUCAAGUCUAUUUCCCCUGCCAGAUCUUGCGGACCCAGCAGAUACCGCCCUCUUCGACGAAAUUCCCAAAGAGACAUUUCAGGCUCGCAAGAAGCAACGCAUAGAAGAACGCACUGAGGCCGCCAAGACCGCUCCACCAGCAACCCCAAAGCAGAAACCCACCGCUUCGGUCCCUGCCUGUCACGAAGUCCAAGGCUUCAUGCCUGGUCGCCUCGAGUUCGAGACUGAAUUCGCCAACGAUGCCGAAGAAGCAGUCCAACACAUGUCCUUCGAGCCCGGCGACGGCAUAGAUCCAGUCACCGGCCAAAUGGACGAAGAGACACACCUCAAGAUGACCGUCUUCGACAUCUACAACUCUCGACUCAUGUCUCGCACAGAGCGUAAGCGCAUCAUCUUCGAGCACAACCUUCUCGACUACAAGAAGAACCAACUCCUCGAAAAGAAGCGAACCAAGGAAGAAAAGGACAUCCUCCACAAGGCCAAACCCUUCGCCCGCAUGAUGAACCGUAAAGAUUUCGAAACCUUCAACAACGACCUCCUCCUCGAGCACAACCUCCGAGUCGCCAUCGCCCAGCUCCAAGAGUGGAAGCAAAUGGGUGUCAAAGACCUCAAAGAAGGCGAAAAGUAUGAGCACGACAAACUCGUCCGUGCCCAAAAGAAUCAACCACAAGGCCAAUUCGACCGCAUGCCACAGAUCCCUAAGAAGGGCCAACAGCAGCAGCAACCCGAUGGUCCUACCGAAGCCUCCAAGUUCACUACCCCAACCCUUCCAGAACGCUUCCAGAAGAAGCCUCGUACCGUCCCUGUCUUCGCCGACAGCAAGCCCGUUGUCGAGAAUGACUUCGACAAGAUGUUUGCAGAAACUACCGGCACCGAUACUCCAUCUCAGAAACCCAAAAUCCGCUACGUGGUCCAGCCGCUUAACGGCGUCACCCCAUGGAAGCUUGAAGAAGACAAGUCCGUCGCUCCUGACCUGCAGUUGCUUAGCGAAGAAGAGAUCCAGUUGUGCAAUGCUGUUCACGUUCGUCCGAAGCCGUAUAUCGCGCUCAAGGAGGGCCUGUUGCGGGAAGCUCUGAAGCAGGGCGGCUCGUUGAAGCGCAAGGAGGCCAAGGCUGUGUGCAAGAUCGAGAGUCAGAAGGCGAGCAAGAUCUAUGACUUUAUGAUCCACAGUGGAUGGAUUACGAAGGGUUGA